Suillus fuscotomentosus is the source of this 951-nucleotide messenger RNA. RefSeq lists its product as uncharacterized. The transcript has 6 exons. Lineage: Eukaryota; Fungi; Basidiomycota; Agaricomycetes; Boletales; Suillaceae. The record is from RefSeq and is a predicted model, not a curated record. Bases 1 to 951 code for a protein of 316 amino acids.
AUGUUACUCUCAGAUCCACCACCUCGCCCCCAGCCUUGCACAAUGCUCGAUAUUCAGGAUGGGUCCAACCCCCAAUACAACUUCCCCGUGUCGCAUUUACUGUUGAUACCUCCUCGCGUCAUCUCCAUGACGUUACCACCACCAAUGAACCUCAUCCCUAUACAAUCUACCCUUACACGAAUUCCGGAGCGCAAGCAUCUGUGGGUCUUUCUGACUCUCAACCCCGCAACGUCUCUCAUUCAUGGACAUGGAACGGUGGGUGUUCCUGGGACGCGUACCACAGCUCAACAUGAUACAGAGAACGCAGGGCUCAUACACCGCCAUUUCACACGACGAAUGAUGCCAUCAAACCUUGACACACAGAAGGCCUUCCCGCAUCCUUUUCUUGCGCCACCAUCUGUACCAUUGAUAUACGAUCUGCGCCAUCCGCCCACCUCUCUCCGUUUUCCACCAUCAUCUCCAUUUGCGGACUGUGGGUACGAACUCCUCCGCGUCCCACUUACGCUAGAGAGGCCCAAGCAAAUACGGCUCAUCAGCCCAUACUUUCCCUGGGCGUUUGACAUCGGCCCAAGUGCCGGAGAAGAGGUUGUGACGUGUCUCGACGUUCUCUCUACUCUGCACGCUGCAUUGCAGCGCCCACUCACAGACACCGAGUGGGGCGCUGCUGGAGAUGAUAAACGUGCGAGUCUUAUCAGAGCACGCGACCGUCGUCUAAGGAUACAACCUGUAUUGCACGGGAGCUCAAAUCCUGCGGCACCCGCUAGACCCACAGUAAGCUUUGAGAAAGCUGUGCCGCGGCAGCAGGAGCCACUGCUACUCCGUGUUGACUGGCUUGGAUCCAGCGUUGCAUUCAUAGGCUUAGUCAAGGAUGAGGCUUUUGCGAGGAAGAGAUUCGUUCCGGGUGGUAGGGAGCACCCUGAGACGUGGAUGGUGAAGUUCCAAAUAUUAUGA